UAUAUUGGCUGCCUGAAAGUCAACACGUCCAUGAAGAGUUUGAAUUUUGAUACGAGGUCUUUAAUUGCAAAAGAAUGCAUCAGCAGAGUGUGUGAAGCGGCAGGCCUAAAGACCGCUGACAGGAAAAGGAAGGUAGUGAAGACCAUAGGCAGGAUCCUGGGUGAGAGACCCAUGAUGGAGCAUGCUGGAAGCAACGUGAAUUUGACUAUCACAAGCACAGCACUCACUCUCUCCAUCUUGGAGUCUGGGCAGGUUGUGGCAUGUCAUGAUAUGCCAAAUAUAUCCUUCGCUUCAGGGGGAGAUCCGGAUACUUUAGACUUUAUUGCCUAUGUAGCCAAAGACAGUCGUUAUGGACGUGCGUGCUUUGUGUUGGAGUGUGUGGAGGUCUGGCACAGGAUCCUUGACACCUUACAUAUGAGUUUCCAUUACAACUUCAUUCUUCCAUUGAGAUACAGGGUCUCACCUUUCAUGUUGCAGGUCAGACCUUCCCCACCUCCGUUCCUCCUCUCCCUCAAUACUCAGGCCUCUGAUAGCAAGAGACCCACCAUGGGUUACAUUAGUGCAGGUCCCUGCGACUUCAUCAAGCAGUGGGUCCACAAGCUCUGUGUCUCAGUCUUCUUCGGAGCCUCAACUAUACUCCUCAACUCACACCAGCCACUCACAGGAAAAGUGUCUGACAACUUGAUAGAUUUUACCUCUGAAGGAGCACAGCCACCCCCUAUGCGGUGUGAGCCAGAAUACGUUAAUGAUGCUGUUAUUAAGCAGAAGCAACUUCUUGACCAAGAGAUCCGUUUGACAUGCGAACUGUACCGUUCUGGGGCUGUCGGAGGGAAUACAAAACCUCUCCCACUGAACCAGCGGUUACAGCUGCAGAGGGAGCCCUGGUUCCAUGGUGCUAUUAGUAGGAAGGAGGCAGAAAUGCUGUUGGUGCAGGAUGGUGAUUUUCUGGUGCGUGAAUCCCAGGGAACUGCGGGCCAAUAUGUUUUAACUGGAAUGCAGAACAAUACAAAGAAGCACCUCUUGUUGGUUGAUCCCGAAGGAGUGGUCCGAACGAAGUCAAGAACUUUUGACAGUGUCAGUCACUUGAUCAACUACCACCGAGACAAUGAGCUGCCCAUAGUGUCGGCAGAGUCAGCCCUUGUCUUGCGCAAUCCCGUGUUAAGACGUAUACGUUAGCACUCAAGAGCAAGAUUUUUAUAUAUAUAUAUA
Molecule: messenger RNA, 1209 nt
Organism: Penaeus vannamei (Pacific white shrimp)
Lineage: Eukaryota; Metazoa; Arthropoda; Malacostraca; Decapoda; Penaeidae
Source: RefSeq, a predicted model, not a curated record